GGGGAAGCGGCCAUUGUCAAUCACCACAUCGAGAAGCUAGAAAGAGGAAGAUAGUCGUGCUGAGAGAAAACAGAGGAAACUAUGAUUUGGUGAAAAAUCAUGUCAGCUUUGCUGGUAUAUAUGUAAUCGUCCGUCGCGAUUACUUUGUGUUUUAUGCGCCUUAUCGUGGGCACUUUUCGUUAACCAGCUUGGCAGUAAAUUAGCAGUGUUUGAUUUCCAUUCCCCUUAUGUCUGCCGAGGCAUCUGGUUCAUCCGGUGGGAAUGUGGUCACUGCGUCCAGCUCAGCCCCACCAUCCUCCAGCCAUGUUGGGGAAGAAAAGGCCGGUAGAGGCCUAACAGGAAGUAAAUAUGUCAAGCUCAAUGUGGGGGGUACUCUCCACUACACCACGGUCCAGACACUGAGCAAAGAGGAUAAUUUGCUCAGGAGUAUGUGCAACGGGAGCAUGGAGGUCACCAUUGACUCGGAGGGCUGGAUGGUGCUGGACAGAUGUGGGCGACACUUUUCCCUGGUACUGAACUUCCUGCGAGACGGGACAGUUCCUUUGCCAGAGAGCACACGGGAGCUGGAGGAGGUGUUGAAGGAGGCACAGUACUAUAGGCUCCAGGGCCUUGUGCAGCACUGCCUCACCACCAUACAGAAACACAAGGAUGGCUGCAGAGGAUGUCACAUUCCUAUGAUCACUUCAGCCAAAGAGGAGCAGAAGAUGAUAGCAACCUGUAGGAAGCCAGUGGUGAAACUGCAGAAUAACAGAGGGAACAAUAAAUACUCCUAUACCAGCAACUCUGAUGAUAACCUUCUGAAGAACAUCGAGCUGUUCGAUAAGUUGGGGCUGCGCUUCAAUGGCAGAGUGCUGUUCAUUAAAGACGUUUUGGGAGAUGAGAUAUGCUGCUGGUCUUUCUAUGGCGAGGGACGCAAGAUUGCUGAAGUCUGCUGCACCUCCAUUGUUUAUGCCACUGAGAAGAAACAGACCAAAGUUGAGUUCCCAGAAGCUCGUAUCUUUGAAGAGACACUCAACAUCCUGAUCUAUGAAAACGGGCGAGGCUCUGGAUCAGGAGGCAUGGCCCUGUUGGAGUCAGGGGGUGUCUCAUCCCCAGGUGUUGGCCAGUCAGAGGAGGAGGGGGCGGGUGUAGGGGGUGGGGAUAGACGGGUGAGGCGUAUCCAUGUGCGGAGGCAUAUUAUGCAUGACGAGAGGGGUCAUGGACAGCAGACUGUCUACAAAGACUGAAUGUUAAAGAAAUAGAGGAAUGGUCUUUUAGGGGAGUGAAGGCCCUCUGUAACUGGGGUCCUGUGAACCGAUAUGCAUGUAAAAAAGGAUUGGCUGAGAAAAGAAGACAGAUUAACAUUGGUAUGCGUAAUACUGCACUGAAAGGGAGGGGUGGGAGGUAACUAUGGCCUAGUUUAGAAAUUAUUGUAAAGUUGCCACCAUGUGGUGCAAUUUUGUUUAUAUUUUUCUGUGAGAUAAAUCAUCAUUUGUUUUUUUGUUUUGUUUUUUAAUUUAAUUUAUUCUGUUAAUUUAUUGUCCAGACUUUUCAUUUUCUUAUGAGUAAAUGUGAAAUUGAAGUUGUUUUUUUGUUUUUUGUUUAUACGGGCCAUGUGAAAGCUUAUCUUUCAGUGUGUAAUGGUAAACUGUGACGUAUGCUGAUUUGUGUGUUUGAAUGACAGGUUGAGAGGUACUUAGUGGGUAUUUCAUAUUGUAGAGAGAAGUCAGAUCUUAUGAAAAACUGACAAAAAUGUGUGAAGCCUGUUGUUACAGCCAUAGAUAGUAAAGGAUAAGUUUUGGAUAAACAGAGGAUCAUCAUUUGAAUGGGCAAGAUACAACCGUUACAGACAUAUUUAUAACACUUGUAUUGUUUUUUCUCAACAAAAUACUCCCAACAAUCUCUGACAUCAUAUUACUCAUGUUCGUGAACUUUUUUGUCCACAUCAGUAAGAUUAAAAAUUACUUGCACUAGCACUAAACACUGUUUUAGUUUAAUUGCAGGAGCAUUUAUAGAUUAUUUGAUGCUUACAGCUAAAAAUUAAUCACAUAGGAGUUUGGAUCAAUAUUUUUUCCCCCCAUGAAUUACAAACCCCCUCACCAAAAUGUCUUUAUUGACCAUGGAAAGCCAUACUUGCACACACUCAAUGUACUAAACCAAAAACAUUCCCUAAUUUUGCAAACUAGUAUGCAUGCAAUGCCGUCCUGAUGUGGUCUUGGUAUUUUAUCCAAAUGGAAGAAAUAUUCCAUUAACAUUUUCAAUAAAACGUCUUUUUGAUUAAA
This is a messenger RNA of Myxocyprinus asiaticus (Chinese sucker), 2261 nucleotides long. RefSeq names its product potassium channel tetramerization domain containing 13 (gene kctd13). The coding region runs from base 228 to 1226 and encodes 332 amino acids. Gene Ontology annotation, biological process: proteasome-mediated ubiquitin-dependent protein catabolic process; protein homooligomerization; negative regulation of Rho protein signal transduction. Lineage: Eukaryota; Metazoa; Chordata; Actinopteri; Cypriniformes; Catostomidae. Gene Ontology annotation, cellular component: Cul3-RING ubiquitin ligase complex. The transcript is spliced from 7 exons. Gene Ontology annotation, molecular function: protein binding; ubiquitin-protein transferase activity. The record is from RefSeq and is a predicted model, not a curated record.